Messenger RNA from Gopherus evgoodei (Goodes thornscrub tortoise), 924 nucleotides. Its product is annotated as endonuclease domain-containing 1 protein-like. The coding region runs from base 94 to 924 and encodes 276 amino acids. Lineage: Eukaryota; Metazoa; Chordata; Testudines; Testudinidae. The record is from RefSeq and is a predicted model, not a curated record. Gene Ontology annotation, molecular function: hydrolase activity; metal ion binding; nucleic acid binding. The transcript has 3 exons.
CUUCGGUGGUGCAAACAGAAUCAAGCCAGCUGACAAGUUCGUGUGCAGACCUUUCACUUGGUACAGAAGAGCCUUUAGUGUUAACUCGUUCCCAUGCUGCUGCUGCUGCUGCUCCAGUUUUCCAUAUGCUGCCUCAUGCUGGGGAACAGUGAGGUGGUGACAUCUUUUGAAAACACAUGCCCUCAAUUUUUCUUCAGGGAAACCCCCCCAAACGAUGCCAUCAAACCUGCCAAUCCAGCCCAGAUUUGCCAACUUUACAAGAAUCAAUAUCGCUUUGCUACUUUGUACGACAGAGACAACCACAUUCCAAUAUACUCUGCGUAUGUAUACCAACCUGGUUAUGGUAAGCGACCUGAUAGUUGGAUGGUAGAACCCCAGCUCAUUGGUUCAAAUUACCAAAAGGAAAUGGCAACUGAAUGGAUGCUCUUAAAUGGUGUCGGUGUUGACCAGGGACUGCUUGUCGAGAGCCAGGCCGGCCUUCAAGAUUAUAAGAAUCUGACUAAUUUCAACAGGGGCCACUUGAACCCCAAUGGGCACCAACCUGACCCUGACUAUAAAGCUGCUACCUUCACCCUGACCAACAUUGUGCCCCAGUUUAUGAAUCUCAAUAGUGGGAAAUGGAACAACUAUGAACAAGAAGUAAUGAUGAGUAGGACUGAAGGGUGUGCUACCACAUACGUCAUUGUGGGAGUGGUCCCUGGCAACAAUUACAUAGCUGGAGGCAGAGUCAAUAAGCCCAGCCACAUCUGGUCUGCCACCUGCUGUGAGAUUGAUAACAAUCACAGGAAGUCCUGGGCAGUCAUUGCUCCGAAUGAUCAGAAUGCAGUGGAGCUGCUCACUCUGGGUGAGUUAGAGGAGAAGCUGGUUGAACUGUACAGAAAGGAGGAGAUCCUUCUGUUUAACAGUGACUGUCCCCGACAAUAA